UGGAGAACUGACAGGAUGGCCACCAGGGACUUGGCAGUAGAAAUGAUCUUAUUAUUACAGACUAUAUUUGGAUUUCUGGGGAAUUUUUCUCUUCUUUACCAUUAUCUCCUCUGUUAUUUCACUAGGUGUAGGCUAAGGUCCACAGAUGUGAUUGUCAAGAACCUGAUUGUAGCCAACUUAUUGGUCCUGUUCUCUAGCGGAAUCCACUACACAAUGUCUCAUUUUGAGUGGCAUCACUUCCUCAAAGAUUUUGGAUGCAGAUUUUUCCCCUAUGUUCGUGCAGUGGGCAGGGGUGUGUCCAUUGGCACCACCUGCCUCUUGAGUGUUUUCCAGGCCAUCAUGAUCAGCCCCAGGAACUCCAAAUGGGCAGAGCUUAAAAUGAAAGCUCUCAAAUGCAUUGUGCCUUCAAUUUUCCUCUGCUGGAUCCUGCAAAUGCUGGUAAAUGUCAUUUAUCCUACGUUUAUGAGUUGGAACAACAAAAACAUCACCAACAGAAAAACUUUCAGACACUGUUCUGCUGCUCGUCAUGACAAAACCAGAGACUCUUUAUAUGCAGCAUUGCUAUCAUUCCCUGAUGUUUUCUGUUUGCUGCUGAUGGUCUGGGCCAGUGUCUCCAUGGUUUUAACCCUGCACAGGCACAAGCAGAGGGUCCAACACAUUCAUAGGACCAACAUCUCCUCUAGAUCCUCCCCUGAGUCAAGAGCUACCCAAACCAUCCUUCUCCUGGUGAGCUCCUUUGUCUUUUUUUAUAUCAUUUCAUCCAUCUUUCGAGUGUGUUUGUCUCUUUUUAAAAAUCCUAAUGGGUUUUUCUUGAACAUCACUUUUGUAAUCACUCUAUGUUUCCCAACAGUCAGCCCCUUUCUGCUCAGGAGCCGUGACUCCAGUGUAUCCAGACUCUGCUUGGUCUGCAUAAGGAAUACAAAACCCACUAAUCUAAUGAGGACUAUGUGA
This is a messenger RNA of Ceratotherium simum simum (southern white rhinoceros), 951 nucleotides long. RefSeq names its product vomeronasal type-1 receptor 4-like. The record is from RefSeq and is a predicted model, not a curated record. NCBI's taxonomy places the organism in Eukaryota, Metazoa, Chordata, Mammalia, Perissodactyla, Rhinocerotidae. Gene Ontology annotation, cellular component: membrane. Gene Ontology annotation, molecular function: pheromone receptor activity. Gene Ontology annotation, biological process: G protein-coupled receptor signaling pathway.